AUGGGCCUCAAGAAUGACGGCGAGUUUGUGAACCGGAUGGGUCUCUCUCGUAAACACAUUCUUGACGCAGUAGAGGCAAGUGUGAAGCGCCUCGGAACGUACUUGGAUGUUCUUUGGAUUCAUCGACUCGAUCGAGAAACGCCAAAAGAAGAGAUUAUGCGGGCACUGAACGACGGAAUCGAGUGGGGCUGGGUGCGGUACAUCGGCGCAAGCUCGAUGGCUGCGUGGGAAUUCCAGCAGCUUCGAAACAUUGCGGAGAGGCACGGAUGGCACAAGUUUGUGGCAAUGGAAAACUUGUACAACCUGCUGUACAGGGAAGAGGAACGCGAGAUGAUUCCGUACUGCCAGAACACUGGGGUUGGCCUGACCCCUUGGUACGCAUUGGCGUCUGGGACGCUCGCGCGACCAUGGAAUGGGGAUAGUACAGAGCGGUCCAGAAAUGACACGAUUCGUGGCGUGUUACUUGGCAAGGGAGAAGAAGCUGACAAGGUCAUUGUCGACCGCGUGGAAGAAAUUGCCAAAAAAAGAAAGGCAUUCUCAUGGCACAAGUCAAUUGCUUGGCUGCUAAGCAAAAACUGUGACACCUAUUCUUGGUUUAGGUAA
Malassezia globosa CBS 7966 is the source of this 603-nucleotide messenger RNA. RefSeq lists its product as uncharacterized. NCBI's taxonomy places the organism in Eukaryota, Fungi, Basidiomycota, Malasseziomycetes, Malasseziales, Malasseziaceae. The transcript has a single exon. The coding region runs from base 1 to 603 and encodes 200 amino acids. The record is from RefSeq and is a predicted model, not a curated record.